Molecule: messenger RNA, 570 nt
Organism: Teleopsis dalmanni
Lineage: Eukaryota; Metazoa; Arthropoda; Insecta; Diptera; Diopsidae
Exons: 2
Coding region: 1-570 (189 amino acids)
Source: RefSeq, a predicted model, not a curated record
AUGGAAGUACAACCAGAAUCUGCUAAAAGUGCAACUGGAAACUUACCAUUGUACGCAAAAUUUACAUGUGAUGUGCAGUUAAAAGACACAAUUAGAACACUUACGUGCUUUGUUACAAUAAUCGAUUUGAAUGUAUUCGGAUUGGACUGGAUAACUGCUUUUCGACUUAGCGAUAUGACGCUUAAUGCUAUUUGCAGCCAAAUUUCAACAACAAAACAGGCAAGUAAUGUUUCCAUAAAGUCUUCAAAUUGCAAAUUUCUUCCGGAAAAAUUAUUUCCAGAACUUUUCGAUAAUGCUAUGGGUCUUUGUAAUAAAACUAAGGCACAUUUAAUUAUUAAACCAAACUGUCAACCUGUUUUUCGAUCUAAGCGCCCGGUAGCAUACGCAGUUCAACAUUUGGUUGAAGAAGAAAUUAAGCGACUUCAAGAUCUUGACAUUAUCGCACCCAUCAAUUACUCUGACUGGGCCGCACCAAUAGUAGUUAUCAAAAGGCCAAAUGAUAGCAUUCGUAUUUGCGCUGAUUUUUCAACUGGUCUUAACGACGCGCUUGAAUCUUACAACAUCGCGUAG